Messenger RNA from Drosophila eugracilis, 546 nucleotides. RefSeq names its product cytochrome b-c1 complex subunit 7 (gene UQCR-14L). NCBI's taxonomy places the organism in Eukaryota, Metazoa, Arthropoda, Insecta, Diptera, Drosophilidae. The coding region runs from base 83 to 424 and encodes 113 amino acids. The record is from RefSeq and is a predicted model, not a curated record. Gene Ontology annotation, biological process: mitochondrial electron transport, ubiquinol to cytochrome c. The transcript has a single exon.
UGAAAACAGUCCGUCAGACUAACAAGUUCUCCACUGAAAGCUCUAAAUCAGCAACUUUCCAAAUUUGAAUUUUUCGUAAAUCAUGCCGAAUUCCUGCUACUUGCCCAGAAUAGGGCCAGCGGUCUUCUCUAAGCUGGGCAAAUGGGCCUACGACAUGUCUGGAUUCAACCAAUAUGGUCUACACCGCGACGACUGCUUGCAUGAAAACGAAGAUGUGAUAGAGGCGGUGCGUCGUCUGCCCCGCAAGAUCUACGAUGAGCGCAACUACCGCAUUAUGAGGGCACUACACCUUUCGAUGACCAAGACGAUCCUGCCCAAGGAGCAGUGGACCAAGUACGAAGAGGACAUCAAGUACCUGGAACCCUAUCUCAACGAGGUGAUUAAGGAACGCGAAGAACGUGAGGAGUGGAAUAAAUCCCAUUGAUCUGUCGAGCCUGAUGAAAUUUUAAACAUUGUUAUGUUAAUCAAAACUACGACAGAAUCAGGAAUAUGUUAAAAGCUUUGCAAAAAUUGAUGGCUGAAUAAAUAUUGUAAAAGCUUAAACAA